Scaptodrosophila lebanonensis is the source of this 1503-nucleotide messenger RNA. RefSeq names its product adenylyltransferase and sulfurtransferase MOCS3 (gene Uba4). Gene Ontology annotation, cellular component: cytosol; cytoplasm. Lineage: Eukaryota; Metazoa; Arthropoda; Insecta; Diptera; Drosophilidae. The transcript has a single exon. Gene Ontology annotation, molecular function: adenylyltransferase activity; thiosulfate-cyanide sulfurtransferase activity; URM1 activating enzyme activity. Bases 35 to 1402 code for a protein of 455 amino acids. Gene Ontology annotation, biological process: protein urmylation; tRNA wobble position uridine thiolation. The record is from RefSeq and is a predicted model, not a curated record.
GGUUCUCACAGGUUGCUUGAACGUAGUUUUCUCAAUGGAUAACUUGAGCUUGCAGAAACAGGAUAUUGAAGAACUGCGAAGUGAGAUUGCAAAAUUGCGGGCUGCGCUUUACACCAAAGAACAGCAAUUGCAGGACCUGGAGCAGUUGCACGCACAACAAAGUGGCAAUGAUCCGGACUCGGCGGUUGUGCAGCAGGAGCAUGAAGAAAAGGCUGAGGUACACACCCAUCUGACGAAUGAUGACAUUGCCCGAUUCAGUCGCCAGCUUAUACUGCCCGGUUUUGGUGUGCAGGGGCAGCUGAAGCUUAAAAACAGCGCUGUGCUUAUUGUGGGCAUGGGUGGCUUGGGCUGUCCCGCUGCCCAGUAUUUGGCUGCAGCAGGCUGUGGCAGACUUGGUCUGGUUGACUACGAUAUAGUGGAGCGCAAUAAUUUCCACCGACAAACCCUGCAUUCAGAAAAGAAGGAAGGCAUGUCAAAGGUGGAUUCGGCGCGUAUUGCACUUCUGGAGCUAAACUCAAGCUGCCAGAUUAAGUGCCAUACGCGGUUGCUGAACAGUUUAAACGCGUUCUCCGUACUUCGUGCCUAUGACGUCAUACUCGAUUGCAGUGACAAUGUUCCCACUCGGUAUCUGCUGAACGAUGCCUGCGUUAUGCUGGGCAAGCCGUUGGUGUCGGGAAGCGCCCUGAAGAUGGACGGCCAGUUAACUGUGUACAAUUAUGGAGCUGAUGGGCCUUGCUAUAGGUGUAUUUAUCCCGUGCCUCCGCCGCCCGAGGCUGUGACGAAUUGCGGCGACGGCGGCGUUUUGGGCGCUAUAACCGGGACUAUUGGAGCAUUGCAGGCGCUUGAGGCUAUCAAGGUGAUUGUGGGCCUUGGCGAAGUGCUUGCUGGUCGACUACUUAUAUAUGAUGGAUUCAGUAAUUUGUUUCGUAACAUAAAAAUACGGUCCAAGCGGCCCAAUUGUCAUAUUUGCUCUGCGGAACCGCUUAUUAGGGACCUGAUUGACUAUGAGCUAUUUUGUGGCAUGCACGCCACCGACAAGGACAAUCCGUUGCAGCUGCUCGAGCCGGAGCAACGGCUGAACGUGUUCGAAUAUCAGGAGCUGCAGUCUGCGCCGCACCUGCUGCUAGAUGUGCGCCAACCGGCAGAGUUUGAGAUUUGCCAGCUGCCCAGUGCCGUGAAUAUGCCAUUGGCUGAGAUCCUGGACGAUAGUUAUGUGAAGCGCUUUUCCAGCCAGCUGGAGAGCAAAGAGUUCCCGAUUGUUGUGCUCUGCCGACGUGGAAAUGACUCACAGAUAGCUGUUCAGCACAUGCGAAAUCGCUAUCCAGAUCAUUCGAUACGGGAUGUAAUUGGUGGACUGCAUGCUUGGAGCAACAAAGUGGAUAAUGGUUUUCCAAUUUAUUAGAUAUAGGGGGAUAGUAAAUUUAGUAAGAUUCAGAAAUGUUUCAAUUUAUAUUAUUUAUACAAAUAUAUUAUUAAAAUAAAUACACAAAAAUGAGGUAUGUA